This is a messenger RNA of Humulus lupulus (European hop), 1033 nucleotides long. Its product is annotated as ethylene-responsive transcription factor RAP2-7-like. Gene Ontology annotation, biological process: regulation of DNA-templated transcription. The record is from RefSeq and is a predicted model, not a curated record. NCBI's taxonomy places the organism in Eukaryota, Viridiplantae, Streptophyta, Magnoliopsida, Rosales, Cannabaceae. Gene Ontology annotation, molecular function: DNA-binding transcription factor activity. The transcript is spliced from 4 exons. Bases 4 to 726 code for a protein of 240 amino acids.
CUAAUGAUCAUGAAUUACACUCUACCUGACACUGAAUUUAUUACCUUCUCAACCUCAUUAGGCUUCCAUCCAACACGUCUCCCUUUUGAUUUUCUGGAAACCAGGGCAUAUGACAAAGCAGCUAUCAAAUGUAAUGGAAGGGAAGCAGUCACCAACUUUGAGCCGAGUACCUAUGAAGGGGAACUGAUUCCUGAAGCCAAUCAUGAAGGUGACAAUCACAAUCUUGAUCUCAAUCUGGGGAUGUCCACCUCUUCAUUUGGCACUUGUCAGAAGGAAAGUGAGGGGCGUAUCCAGUUCCACCCUGGCCCCUAUGAUGUGCACAAUAGAAAGCUUCUGGGGAUAGAGAACCAUAGUAGUGCAACACUGGGCGAUCCACCUUUCAAAGGACUCUUAAUGACAUCAGAGCAACCUCUACUGUUAAGUGGUGUAUACCCUAGUUUCUUUCCCAAUGAGGAAAGGGCUACAGACAAGAGAAUUGCACUAGGUUCUUCUCAAGGACAUCCCGCAUGGCAAAUGCAUGGCCAGGUUACUGCAACCCCGGUGCCUCUGUUCUCUACUGCAGCAUCAUCAGGAUUCUCAUUUUCAACCGCCCCUCCCUCCGCUGCCAUACUUUCAUCAAAACCACUAAACCCGGCAGCCCACAAUCUCUGUUUUACUUCUCCAGCCACUGGCACCAAUUCCCCACAAUACUAUUACCAGGUGAAGCCUCCACAGGCACCACCCUAGGAUGAGGCUUGAGCUAAUUCCCUUCCCCUCAAAGUUGAAGGCGAUCUCUUAAAACUACUAGCCCUUGGUCCCUUCUAUUCUUUGUAUUAUUCAAAUAGUGAUUGCUCUUACACUAUCACCGAUUGGAUCUGGCUUUAUGUUAAACCAAUCAUCAUACUCUGCUGCUAUCUACUACUACUACUACUACAGCUACUCUGUUGGAUGUAUCUUGGUGCUUAAAAGGCAUUGACUAACUUGGGUUUUCUUCCCUAUAUAUUUGUAAUGUUCUUUUGGAUAUGAUUUGUCAAAAUUGUUCUUGAAUUAGCUA